Callorhinchus milii (elephant shark) is the source of this 1483-nucleotide messenger RNA. Its product is annotated as KH domain containing, RNA binding, signal transduction associated 2. The record is from RefSeq and is a predicted model, not a curated record. Gene Ontology annotation, cellular component: nucleus. The coding region runs from base 1 to 741 and encodes 246 amino acids. Gene Ontology annotation, biological process: regulation of alternative mRNA splicing, via spliceosome. The transcript has 7 exons. Gene Ontology annotation, molecular function: mRNA binding; poly(A) binding. Lineage: Eukaryota; Metazoa; Chordata; Chondrichthyes; Chimaeriformes; Callorhinchidae.
AUGGCUUUAUCGACGAUGGUGAUGUCUGAGACAGAAGAAGACCUGAGGAAAGGGGGAGAAGCCAAAUACGCACAUUUAGGGGAUGAGCUGCACGUGCUGAUUGAGGUCUUUGCCCCAGCGGGAGAGGCUUAUUCCCGCAUGAGCCAUGCCUUAGAAGAAGUGAAGAAGUUCCUAGUUCCCGACUACAAUGAUGAAAUCCGUCAGGAGCAGUUAAGAGAGCUGUCGUAUCUGAAUGGUUCAGAGGAAUCCAGUCGAGGGCGAGGCACGAGAGGACGAGCCAUUCGAUCUCCCCUCACACCCCCAGCAAGGGGACGAGGAGUCGCGCUCCUGCCAGGACGGGGAGUUCCGGCACCCAGAGGAACACCGGUUGCACGUGGCGUGCCCCCCCCGCUCCCCCACACCACCCGUGGGACACCAGCACCUCGAGCAAGGGGUGGCCCAGGGGCACAGGCUGGUUACAGGCCUCCACCUCCUCCAGAGGAAGAUACCUACGAUGAAUACGGCUAUGAUGACGGCUAUGGAGGGGAGUAUGAUGAUCAAAGCUACGAUGCUUAUGACAACAGUUAUGCAACUCAAGUGGAGAGUGGUCCUGAAUAUUACGACUAUGGACACGGAGCAAGUGAAGAAGUCUACGACACUUACGGUCAAGAAGAGUGGGGUGUACCCCGAGCAAGUCUAAAGGCACCAAUACCGAGGUCAUCAAGAGGGACCUACAGAGAACACCCCUAUGGUAGAUAUUGAAGGCAGCCCUUGUCCCAUGACCUCAUCACAAAAUGACUACAUGAAUUUCCUGUGGUCACCACAUAAAACAACUACAAGAGAAAUAAUAGUUCAUUUAUUUUCCACCGUAGGGAUAACUUCUCUCUCAGGCACUUUGUGCACUUCUUCUAUUUCCUAAAAAAAAACUUUGAUGGGAAGUCGAACUUAUUUUAUGACAGUAACUUAUAGAACGACCAGGCUGUCAGUAGAUCAUGCAUCAGAUGCUGUUUCUCUUACUUGUUUCUCAUUGUUCUGUGUGUAGAAGUGUGUUCCAGUAGCAUGAACGUGUUACAACCUUUAAAGUCUCCAGGCCCAUUGGAUAAAGGUGUUGUUUGUUUAGAGGGAGGGUGCGGGCAAGGGUGGGGGGUGGUCGGGUGAAGUAAAAGUCUGUGAAAAAGACUUUUUUUUUGAAAUAGGUGAUAAUCAAGCUGUAGAUAAGUUGUUUUAAACUGUCUUAUUUUAAUAUUUGUCAGUUCGAGAUGUUCAAUAUUUAGUUUGUAAAUUUAUUUUUUAAAAACAAAUGAUGUUUAAUGGAAUUGAAAUCAAUCAGCUAUGUAUGUAGCUAACUUUAUUAAAGUGAUCUGUUCAGUGUUUUAACCUGUAUGUGGUAGUAAAAUUGCAUAAAGUUCCAUGUGUAAGCUUAUCUAAAUAGGUGACUUUAAUUUGUCAAAUACAUUUGCCAUAAUUUGUCAAUAAAGCUGAAAUCUUUUGUAAAGAACUAAAA